Messenger RNA from Drosophila obscura, 4748 nucleotides. RefSeq names its product intersectin-1 (gene Dap160). The coding region runs from base 438 to 3785 and encodes 1115 amino acids. Lineage: Eukaryota; Metazoa; Arthropoda; Insecta; Diptera; Drosophilidae. The record is from RefSeq and is a predicted model, not a curated record. Gene Ontology annotation, molecular function: protein binding; calcium ion binding; molecular adaptor activity. Gene Ontology annotation, cellular component: clathrin-coated pit; intracellular vesicle; cytoplasm. The transcript is spliced from 12 exons. Gene Ontology annotation, biological process: clathrin-dependent synaptic vesicle endocytosis; endosomal transport.
UACAGCACUGCUUGAAAAUUUUGAUGGUCCCACUGAUCCUACUAUUGAUUGAAACAAAAAUUUACGCAAAUAUAACAGGAGGAACGGAACUUUUGUAUUCCAAUGAAAAGUAAAGCAUAAAAUCCAUUGUGAAAAAUUGUGGGGUGGUGGGAGCAAAAGCAGAGCAGUGGCAAACGGAUACGAUACUCAAUAGGCCAUAGUAAAGAGAGCGAAAGGCAAGAGCAAGAGCAUGACAUGUAUUUGAUGUGUACUCAGCAGCGGCCGAAGAGAGCGCAUUAAGCAUACACGCACACAACUAUAAAAACUUGUGUGGGAGUACACACACACAACACACACGAAAGGAAGGAAACUGGGAUAGGAUACAACACAAAAAAACAGGAAAGGACGGACGGAAGGAAGGAGUACCUCUGCGAAAAGUAGGAUAAUCGCGAAUCGAAAUGAAUCCAGCGGUGGAUGCGUGGGCGGUGACCCAGCGGGAGAAGCUAAAGUACCAGGAGCAGUUCAAAGGCCUCCAGCCCCAGGCGGGCUUCAUCACGGGCGCCCAGGCGAAGGGAUUUUUCCUGCAGUCCCAGCUACCGCCUCUGAUCUUAGGCCAAAUCUGGGCACUGGCCGACACGGAUUCCGAUGGCAAGAUGAACAUUAAUGAAUUCAGCAUAGCAUGCAAACUGAUCAAUCUAAAGCUGCGCGGCUUGGAGGUGCCCAAAGCCCUACCCCCAACGCUUCUAGCCUCGCUCACCGAUGGCCAGAAAACGCCCACAAUGACGCCACGUGGCUCCACGAGCUCCAUGAGUCCACUCGAUCCGCUAAAGAGCAUUGUGGCUGCCACAGUUCCCCUUCCUGUGGCCGCACCUGUCGCCGUGCCGGUUGCUCCAGUGGCUGUGGUGCCAGCAGUAGCAGCGAUUGUCUCGCCAUCGGGACUACCGGCUGGGCCCACGCCGCCCUCCAGCAAUCCACCUAGCCGCCAUAUGUCCAUUUCGGAGCGGGCGCCAUCCAUCGAAUCACCUCAGGGGGAGUGGGCCGUGCAGGCUGCUCAGAAACGCAAAUAUACGCAGGUUUUCAAUGCCAAUGACCGGACCCGCUCUGGCUACUUGACGGGCGCCCAGGCGCGCAGUGUGUUGGUGCAGAGCAAACUGCCGCAGGUGACGCUGGCCCAGAUCUGGACACUCUCGGACGUCGAUGGCGAUGGGCGACUCAGCUGCGAGGAGUUCAUCCUGGCCAUGUUCCUCUGCGAGAAAGCCAUGGCCGGCGAAAAGAUACCCGUCACGCUGCCCUUGGACUGGGUGCCGCCCAACUUGCGCAAGAUUAAAUCGCGUCCGGGCUCGGUAUCGGCUGUGGUCUCGCGCCCAGGCUCACAGCCCGCCUCCCGGCAUGCAUCUGUGUCCUCCCAGGGCGGUGUGGCUGCAGGCGAUGCAGAUCCACUGGCCGGCUUGCCGCAAACUUCGUUUGAGGACAAGCGCAAGGAGAACUAUGUGAAGGGCCAGGCGGAGCUCGACCGCAGGCGAAAGGUGAUUGAGGAUCAGCAGCGCAAGGAGCGGGAGGAACGCGAGCGCAAGGAACGCGAGGAGACGGACAGGCGCGAGAAGGCUCGCCUCGAGGCGGAGCGCAAGCAGCAGGAGGAAUUGGAGCGCCAGCUACAGCGUCAGCGUGAAAUCGAAAUGGAAAAGGAGGAUCAGCGCAAGCGAGAGCUAGAGGCCAAGGAAACAGCCAGGAAAGAGCUGGAAAAGCAGCGCCAGCAGGAGUGGGAGCAAGCGCGAAUUGCCGAAAUGAACGCACAGAAGCAACGUGAACAGGAGCGUGUCCUCAAACAGAAGGCACACAACACGCAGCUUAAUGUGGAGCUGAGCACGCUUAACGAAAAAAUAAAGGACUUGUCGCAGAGGAUUUGCGACACACGCGCAGGCGUGACCAAUGUCAAGUCUGUCAUCGAUGGCAUGCGCACGCAGCGGGACACUUCCAUGAGCGAAAUGGCCCAGCUGAAGACGCGCAUCAAGGAGCAGAAUGCCAAGCUGAUGCAGCUCACCCAGGAGCGGGCCAAAUGGGAUGCCAAGAGCAAGUCCAGUGGUGCUGCCAUGGGCGGUGAGGCGCAACAGGAGCAGCUAAAUGCUGCCUUUGCCCAUAAACAGCUGCUGAUCAAUCAGAUCAAAGACAAGGUGGAAAAUAUUGGCAAGGAAAUCGAGUCCAAGAAGGAGGACAUCAACUCGAACGACGUGCAGAUGACGGAGGUAAAGGACGAGCUCUCCGGUCUGCUCGCCAAGUGCGAAGAACUCUACAAGGAGUACGAUGUGGAGCGUACCUCAGUGUUGGAAUUGAAGUACAACCGCAAGAACGAGGUGACAGCAGCCACCGCUGCUUGGGACACGGGCGCCUCUAGCGGCGGUUGGGGCGAGCCUGAAACAGCAGCCACCGAUGCAUAUGGUGGCCUGACCAAUGACACUAGCGCCGUGGCCGCAGCAGCUGUGGAUCUGAGCGGACCAGCGCCCGAGGGCUUUGCCAAAUAUCGCGCCGUCUAUGAGUUCAGUGCCCGCAAUGCCGAGGAGAUAACAUUCGUGCCGGGUGACCUCAUACUGGUUCCUCUCGAGCAGAAUGCCGAGCCGGGCUGGCUGGCUGGGGAGAUCAAUGGCCAUACCGGCUGGUUUCCCGAGUCCUAUGUGGAGAAGCUGGAGGAGGAAGAAGGAGUUGCCGUUGUUGCUUCGACCAUCGCGCCAGAGGUGAUCGAAGAGGCAGCAGCAGAAUCCGUAAAUCCGUAUCCGGCAGAUACUUACAAUGACAAUAUCAAUGUGGCUCCCGCAUUGGACGCAGACCUGGCCACCCCUGGCUCCGAAAUCGAGUAUUACAUAGCCGCAUAUCCUUAUGAAUCUGCCGAGGACGGUGACCUGAGCUUUGGGGCCGGUGAAAUGGUGAUGGUUAUCAAAAAGGAGGGCGAAUGGUGGACGGGCACCAUUGGCAAUCGCACCGGCAUGUUCCCCUCGAACUAUGUGCAGAAGGCGGACGUGGGCACGGCGGUCGCAGAUGCAGCUGCAGCUGUGACUGACUCGGUGGAUCAGGAGACUACACUAAACGGCAACUCUGCCUACGCUGCUCAAGCUGAAACAUAUGCGCUGCCACAGGCGCACGCUCAGGAACAGCUGCAGGAACAGCCACUUCCACAGCAGCUGGAGCAGCAGCAGCCCACAGUACAGCUGGCAGAGCAGACCGCAGCGGCGGAUGAGGCGCACGAAGACCUAGACACUGAAGUUUCCCAGAUCAAUACACAGUCCACGACACAAAGCAGCGAACCGGCCGAGAGCUAUAGCCGACCCAUGUCACGCACCUCUUCCAUGACACCCGGCAUGCGGGCCAAACGAUCGGAGAUUGCACAAGUGAUUGCGCCGUACGAGGCAACCAGCACCGAACAACUGUCGCUGACGCGCGGCCAGCUGAUUAUGAUUCGCAAGAAGACCGACUCCGGCUGGUGGGAGGGCGAGCUGCAGGCGAAGGGCAGGCGCAGACAGAUCGGUUGGUUCCCAGCCACCUACGUGAAGGUGCUGCAAGGCGGUCGCAACAGCGGACGCAACACCCCUGUCUCGGGCAGUCGCAUUGAGAUGACCGAGCAGAUCUUGGAUAAGGUCAUUGCUCUCUAUCCGUACAAAGCACAAAACGACGAUGAGCUCUCAUUCGAGAAGGACGACAUCAUCAGUGUGUUGGGCCGGGACGAGCCGGAAUGGUGGCGCGGCGAACUGAACGGCCUAUCCGGCCUGUUUCCCAGCAACUAUGUGGGUCCCUUUGUGACGUCCGGAAACGUAUAACGAGCCAUCGGCUUUGGCCUCUAAGCGGCAUAAUGCAUUCGCUUAAACACAAACGAAACAAAUCUACAAACACACACGAUCCCCCGGUGGGGGUCUGCGAUAAUGUUAAGAUCACCACAGACUAUACAUAUAUGUAGUCAGUCAGCAGCAUAUUCAUACGCCUCAAAGAAGGCUAUCCUCCCAUAAAACGUAUAGGAAAAUCUGUUUGUAUUCGUAGCUCUUUUGGGCGUGUUCUUGGGAUGUUCUCUAAAAAGAUGAUCCUUUGUUGAAACAAACAUUGCAAUUCGCUAAAAUUCAGCUCUAUCUCUCUGUCAUGUUCAUUAUCAACUAAACGAAAGAUACAACCGAAAUCAAGUAAGAAAGAGUCAUUUUAAUGGAUAUACUUACACGUAACAUAAUCUGCAUAUGGAAAUCCGAAAUACAUAUUGAUAUCAAAUCACAAUUAAAAUUACACUUUCGUUGUAUUAGAUGUGUGUUUAAAAAAAAAAAAAAAGAAACCAUAAGCGAUUAAAGUGUUUUUCCCUUCCCCCCCCUCAAAAAAAAGCUACAACACUUAUGCAUAUACUCGUAGAACGUAUACAUAUAACGAUGGUUUUCUGUGUUUUCCAAUAAUAUCCGUAUAUAAUUGUACAUAUAUGCAUUGGCUGAUUUGCUGUAUAAGUAAUGCGAGAAAAAAAACAGCAAAAAUAGGUGGAAAAUAAUUAUUGUUAACUAAAUAUUAAGCAUUGAUGAUCGACCAUUCUCUUGUACUCGUACUCGUAUCGAAAGGAAAACUAUGGAAAUAUUAAAGUUAAUGGGGAACGGAAAGGCUUACGGGCAACAGUAUUGAUAAUAUUAAUGAGAUAUAAUACGUUUGGGUGAACGGCUAUCCUAUGUUUAUGUUUGAUGUGUAAUCUAACUAAUUUUUUUUUAAAUUUCUAAGCGCUUCUAUCAACUGCCAUAAUUGUAUUUAUUUACUGUCUA